Penicillium pulvis is the source of this 2216-nucleotide messenger RNA. RefSeq names its product putative nuclear RNA binding protein. The transcript is spliced from 2 exons. Lineage: Eukaryota; Fungi; Ascomycota; Eurotiomycetes; Eurotiales; Aspergillaceae. The coding region runs from base 111 to 2216 and encodes 701 amino acids. The record is from RefSeq and is a predicted model, not a curated record.
ACUGCGCUUAUCUUCUAUCCAGCAUUUCAUCUUAUUUUUUUCAGGUCCUUCCGACGAGGCGUCUUAGCGCAAGUGAAAUCUUUCCUCAAGGGCACCGCCCUAGAGCAGGGAUGAUGAACGACGUGCCCAGCGUGAUGAUCCAGCGACCCGAUAGACUAGACGACAUGGACAUCGACUCCACUCCCGCCCAGCAACGCUCCUCGCGGAAGCACCUACGCUGCAGUGACGACGACGAUGAUCUAGCAUGGAGCUCUGAUACUUCGGGCCAAUUUGACGAUGCUGAGGAACCCGGUCUGGAAGACUGCAAAUCCCCAUCAGCGAAGUCCGCAAAGCGUCGCCGGUCCAAUGACUGGCCGUUGCCGGACGAAGCAGCGGACUACGGAAGCAAUGGCAGUCGAAGCUCGCGCAAUGGGAAUACAUCUUUGGGACCGAACUACAAAGCCUCACCUCGCGCGUCGCCCAGGGGGUCGGCUGUAUCUCUGCGCAACAGACAUAAAGCGUCUACCAAUAGCCCUCGGCAUCACCUUACCCGGCGGUCUCGUUUCGUUGAGGCGAAUAUGAGCGAUAGCGUUAGCGAGAAGCCACCCAGUAUUUAUUUGCGCGAGAGCAAAGGGCCUGGUUCGCAAAACCGUACAUCUGGGAUUUUCCGAUUCGGCAAAGCAAUUGCAUCUGCUUUCAAUCCAUUCGGCGGUUGGAGCAAGGCCUCGCCUGAGCACGCAAACAAGUCCCCCCAGAAAGAUGCCCUCACCCAAGCCGAGGAAGCAUAUGCGAAUCUCAAGCGCGCCGGCUACAAGGGCACGAACAAAGGAUCUUAUAUGCAAAGCCAAAAUGUCAACGCCUCCAACGCCGACCAAACCUGGCAAGCAAUUCAAGACAAAAUGGGCUAUGGAAGUCCCAAACAAAAUGCAGCCUCCCAAUUCGCGCCAUUGUCGCCGAUUCGCUCACCCUUACGAUCCCCGUCAAAGUCUUCCAAGCGCUCGUCCUUUCAAGAUCUUCGCAUUCCAUUCAUGAAAAACCACGAACAACCACCCGCGACAACUGCAUGUCUAGAUCAUCCGUCCGAAGACUCCGAAAACCAGGGAGUUCGGAGGCAAAAGUCUCGCAAGGAGCUCUCACGCGAGUCAAAGCUUCUCAAGAAAGUGAGCAACCUUGAGGAUAAGCUGGAGCGCGCGCGACGAGAACUUCGUCAUCUGAGUGGUAAUGAGGAGCGACUGCCGUCUCCGACUCUAGAUUAUCGACCCAUGAGCGUCGAAAUGGAUGCAGGGAGCUACCCGCGAAAAUUCGUCCCAGGCGCACUUCCAAGCGUACCAUCUGAACGAUUGCUAGAUCAGCAGACCGUUUCUCAAUCUCCCGAACUUCAGGCCUUUGUUUCUGAGGAGGGAAGAAGUGCUUCACCGGAGUCUCAGCCAACGGCUAAGUCUCCAAGACGGCGACCAUCUUCAAUGGGUAAGGAAAGCUCUUCCCGCAAAAGGAAGUCAACAGUUCCUGAACCAAUCGCUAGUCGGAAACCUCUUCAACCCAAUCCGGCGGACCACAUUGACGACGAACGCCCCUCCGAAUACGACUAUUUAAUCGACGCCGGUCUGCUUAGCCCACCCCGCUCAAAGUUGCAGAAAUUCGAAGCCGGCGACAGCCCGGGGUCCGUGGACCGCACACGACAUGUGGAUCACGGAGCAUCCGCGGCCCAAGGCGCGGAUUCAAUGCAUAGAAGGUCCUCAUAUGUCAAGUCCCGAUCCUCUCCUAGCGCCAAUCGCUCACCAAUGACAAAGAACAUAAGAUCACCGCCUCGCCUCCGCAUGCAACGCAACCGAUCGGAACUGCGCUCCUCUGUUUCUACAACCUAUACUACUCCCACCUUAAAAUCCGACCCUAUCGCCUAUGACUUUUCUUCUCCUCCACCACCAUCUAAUGAAGCCCAUCAAGCCUUUUAUCUUCAGUCCCAUCGCCAAAUCGACCCAGACCAGGCUCGCUCUUCACCCACCAAAGCACGACCUAGCCCAAGACGGCGACAUAGUUACGACGUGGACAUCCCUCCUGUGCCUCCUCUACCUAAAGAGCUCCGCAUGAACGCCAUCAAAGUGACCGAAUCGCCCACCAAACCACAUAAGUCUGUAAGAGACUCUGCUCCGCCAGUCCUGUCUCAACAGAUACUGCCGGGUCUAAAGGACCAGGCCUCGAAGGAAGAACGAUUCCUUUGGCCAAAGGAUAUAUUUUAG